Molecule: messenger RNA, 3767 nt
Organism: Lytechinus variegatus (green sea urchin)
Lineage: Eukaryota; Metazoa; Echinodermata; Echinoidea; Temnopleuroida; Toxopneustidae
Exons: 11
Coding region: 573-2468 (631 amino acids)
Biological process (GO): lipid metabolic process
Molecular function (GO): calcium ion binding
Source: RefSeq, a predicted model, not a curated record
UUCACGAUGUAUUCACUGACAGCUCCCCCGUUGCAGCACACGCUCGCAUGGCAACGAGAGACGCGACUGCUUCCAAAUUAAUAUUUGCUUCAUUGUUGUUGAAUAAUAAUGCGAGUCAUCGUAACAUUGGUUUCAUACGGGGUUUUUUUUAGUAUUCUACAAGUUCGUAUUCUCUCUGUGAUGAAUCCGUAGAGUAGGCAUAUCGAGCUUAUUAAAGGUGGACGUUUUAUAUUUCAUUAUUUGUUCGUUAUUCCCAACGGACCUAUUUUUCCUGCCGGCCUUGAAAUAUUGGGAUGUAGAAAAUUUAUGCCUACAUUUUCCGGACGCAAUUGGCAUGCUGUACCUUCAUUAAGACCACCAUUGUGUUAAACGCAAUCUGUAUAUAUGUUUGAUGUUUCGUUGACAUUGGAUCACAUGUGAUUUUUACUUCAUGGAGACAUUAAUACAAGGCACUCUAUAAGUGGAAUGGAUAUCAUCCUACAUGGAUCUGUGAUUAGAAGUCCUGCUAGAAAUGUAGAAUCCCGUAUAGAUCAAUUAUGAUGUCACGUCAUUUAAAUGAAAAAUAACCAAUCAUGGGUUCUAAAUCGUCGAAAAUUUCCGAUGCCGGUCCGACAAAAUCCGAUACUGCUAUUGCGGUAGCCAAAGACCACCAGGUGGUCAAACGUGACAGGCAAAGCAAGGUACCAUCUUCGAAAAGGAGAUCGAAGCCGCAAGGCAAAUCAAAGAAGGCAGGUUUCGUCGUGAUCAAUGAGCACGGCCGACGGGUGUCGACCUCGAGAUCGCAGAAACGGAGGAGGACGUUGGAGCCGCUUAGCUACAGCGGACAGGUGGCUCUGAAAGACCUGCGCAACAAAGUCGAACAGAAGUCAAAGUCAAAAGAUAAGAAAUCACUGAGAAAGAGAAAGAACGAGGACGAUGAUGAUGACGACGAUGACAAUAAAUCCGGGUCCGAACAUCGGUGCCAUGACGGCGAUGAAGACUCGAUUAAUCUUAUACAGUACGACCACUUUGAGUACCCUUUUGAGAAUAUUGUCUUCGAAGGAGGGGGUAAUAAGGGUUUGGCAUACGCUGGAGCAAUAAGGGAAUUGGAACGGAUAGGGGUAUGGAAGAACAUUCGUCGCUUUGCCGGAGCAAGUGCUGGUGCCAUGUGGGCAGCACUCCUGGCUGUCGGUUACAACUCAACAGAGGUUCAAGAAUUCCUCAGUAUGAACCUUAAAGAAUACUUUCUUGACGCAACAUGUGGUUCGUGUAGCCUGAUCCCCAACCUCCUGCGCCAUUUUGGAUGGCAUCCUGCACGCCGUCUGUUCGAGUGGUUCGGCGACCGCCUCGCAGACAUGACCGGUGAUGCCGAUAUCACGUUUAGGCAGCUGUACACGCGAACGGGAAAGGAACUCUGCAUCGUGGUCACCAAUCUUAGUCAGAUGAGCGCAGAGUAUUGCCACGUCAAGACCACGCCCAAUUUGCCCAUCAGGACGGCACUGCGCAUGUCCAUUGCCAUUCCAGGUUUAUUUGGAGCCGUUCACAGCAAAAGGCAUAACAGUUAUGACGUAUACGUUGAUGGAGGCGUCUUGUGCAAUUUUCCUGUUCAUUGUUUUGAUGGGUGGUGGUUAUCGCUGAAUCCGGAAGACAGCAUGCUUCGACGUCUUCAGCCAUUGGAAGACAUCGGAAGACUAUGGGACAGGAAGGAGAGGUUUGGAUCCACCAAUCCUCGCACGAUUGGUAUGUUAUUGUAUUCUAGCGACGAACAAGACGUGAUGGUCGAUAAACUAGCCAAACGAGAAACGACGAUGCCACCACAACCACUCCCUCCAACAAAACUGGCGAGAUUGCGGAAGAAGAUAAAAAAGAAACGUGAAGAGCAGACGAGAGAGCAUGCCCGAGUAACUACUGCUAUGUCGGGAUUCAUGAAACUGCUUAGUGAGAGCGACAUCAAUGAGAAUAGUGUGAUCAGUAGGAGUGAACUCAAAGAUGCUUUCUUUAUGAACCCACCAUACUUUAAUGCAAAGCAUCGUGAAGAUCUAUUUGGUGACGAUCUAACGGUAGAUGAGAUAUUCAACCGAAUGGACCAUAACAAUGAUGAUGAGAUUACGUUUGAUGAACUACAGGCAUUCGCCGAGGAGCGAGGGGUGGGCAUACAAGCUAGCUUCCAGGGGUAUGCUCGCAAGGAUAUCACCGGUUUUUCCGACUUCCUUGGGACGCUUCAAGAGACAUUGCUGGUCAAUGUGAAGAGGAUAUUUGUUACGGAAGAGGAUGUCAACCGCACGUUAGGUAUCGAUACUGUGUAUGUCGAUACUACAGACUUCGAACUCGAGCCCAAAGAUAGGGACUUUCUCGUCCAGCAAGGAGUACGUGGCGUCCAAGCGUUUUUACGGGACUACGUCAGGCGGAACGAUCCUCCUCUUAGGCCCAGCUUACAAGGACCCAACGACACACAGAGUACAGUCAUGUUCGAUGAUCUUCAUAGAUAAUGCUUUUAAUGAUUGGUGUAACCGGGUCCAAACUAUUUUUAAUCAGGUGUUUCUGCAUUUAUUGAUAAUUCAAAAAUAAUCACUGUAAGCAUACAAAAUAAUCCAAAUUAAAAAAAAGUGACAUGACAUUAAUAAAACAAUAGAUAACAGACAUAAUUCAUACAGAUAUAACUGUACAAAUAAUCAAAUUGCAGGGCUAGCUAUCAUAAGCAGAAAAGCUUGAAAGAAAACUGCCCAAAUUUGGCAAAAGGAAGCAAGUAACACAUCAGUAAAAUUAGAGUUAUUGUUGUUUCUGAAACACCCUUUGUAUGUUUUACGUUCAGGCAAAAUUUUGGGAAGAAAAUAUGCUGUUAAAUUGCAUUGACGCCUAUGUAAAUGACGAACACACAUUACUCAUUUACAAUAAAUGAUACUUUUGUAAACUUGAUUCCUUUUGAUAAAGAACCGCAGGAUAGCAGACAACGGAACGGGGCUACAUGAAAACUAAUGCGGGUCUAUAUAAUGACAGUGAUGUCACUAAUAUUUCUUUGAAAUAAAGAGAAAUUGGGAAAAGGGGAUGUGAAGUGAAUGCGCGUGAAGCUGCGAGUUUUACAAAUACUUUGAGAAAAGUUACCUCUUUGAGGAAACGUUGAUAGGCAGGCAUGAACAAAUCGUUAGGGGGCACUUGUUCAAAAAUAUGUAAUGAAUGUAAUGACUUCCGGGAGCAAUGUUGGAGGAAAGUGCAUUGGAACGAUUCGCAUUUUGCAAUCGUCUUCAGAUUUGGGGGAUCUCAUGAUUUACUACCUUUUUAUUUUGAAUUAUUUCAACGUCUGACUUUUAAGAAAAGUUAAAUGUAAUGCUAGUUAGAAUAUAUUUCUAUAUUUGAAUUAACUUAUUGUUGGGGUAUGUUGGACAUUUAAGAAAUAUUUCAAGUAAAAUGUUAUUUUUAAAAGUCAUCAUUGUUUGAUUUAUAUGUUUCAAUGAAUAAUGUACCGUACAUACAUGUAUGAUCUAUGAAUGUUAUCAUUACAAUCAUAAUCAAUUUCAUUUUCCUAACUAUGACAAUUUUUGUGCCAAUAUAUAUUUUUGUGAUAUCACGUUUUAUUAUUUCAUAUUAUUGCUGAAUGCUUUGAAAUAAUUGUAUGUAUGAUGAACAUUAAUUGUUUGCAUGAAUUAAGACAUGUAAAAUGUAAACAUAUUAUCUAUCGAGAGAGAGGGGGGGGGAUCUCGAUAUUUGGAAGGUAUGUUUCGCCUUAUAAUAACAGUGUAUUAUAUGUUUGUAUAAUUGUUAUUAUUCUGAUUAAAUCAGCUUUUUCUUGA